CGCACAUGCGGAAUCAACGCCUUAACUGUCGGUAGGUCCUUCAGUGGCACCUUCCGUAAAUAAAAACUAAACAAAAGGACAAAUGAGUCAAAAUAAUCACGCGCUGCUGUAUUAUAAGAAACCAACCUAAACACAAACGCCACAACAGACACCAUCCCUCUCCGCCGCCACCAAACUGUCGGCAGAGCUCCGAACAGCCGUGGUGCGCCGAUUUUCCUUUUACUCUCGCGCACAAUGCAGCUCAAAUUUAGCUCAAAUCUGAGCCUCUUCUGCUUCGGCUUGGCCUUGAAACUUGCCCUUCUGCCAACGGCGGUGGGACAACUGCAGCACCACACCCUCGACAUGCAUUGGUAUCCUGGAACCGCCACCUGGUACGGAGACUCCAACGGAGACGGAAGUGCCGGUGGAGCGUGUGGAUAUGGUACCUUGGUGGACGUGAAGCCGUUGAGGGCGAGAGUAGGGGCGGUGGGGUCGGUACUGUUUAUGAAAGGGGAAGGGUGCGGUGCGUGUUACAAAGUGAAGUGCUUAGACAAUAGCAUAUGUUCUAGGCGAGCAGUUACGGUCAUAAUCACCGACGAGUGCCCUGGCUGCCCCACCGACUCCACCCACUUUGAUCUCAGCGGUGCUGCUUUUGGACACAUGGCUAUCUCCGGCGAAAAUGGUCAGCUCAGAAACCGCGGUCAAAUCCCUGUCAUUUACCGAAGAACUCCGUGUAAAUAUCCAGGGAGAAAAAUUGCCUUCCAUGUCAACGAAGGUUCCACACCAUUUUGGUUAUCACUUCUGGUUGAAUUUGAAGAUGCAGAAGGAGAUAUAGGCACCAUGCAUAUACGAGAAAAUGGUUCUAGUGAGUGGCUGCAAAUGAAUCAUGUGUGGGGUGCAAAUUGGUGCAUUAUUGGGGGGCCUUUAAGGGGACCAUACUCUGUUAAACUCAGCUCUUCCACUGGUAGAACCCUAUCAGCUAGAGAUGUUAUUCCUAGCAAUUGGGUUCCAAAGGCCACUUAUACUUCUCGCCUAAAUUUCUACCCUUAAAACACAUCCUUUGCAAUUGGUAAAAAAAAAAGAAAAACCAGUCAAGGAUCCUUCCUAAAGUGGGUGAGUAAUAACCACAUUUUACCUAGUUAAUUAAUUAAAGUUUGGCCAUGUCCCAUAACACAAAAAUAGUCUUCAUGGGUUCCCAACCCUCUUUCUAUUAGUUUGCAAUAUACACUUGUAAUUUUUUUAUAAAGAAAAGUAGCCAUUUGAUUGCACAAGGGCAUUCAAUGGUCUUUCUCUUUUCUUUUGUUUUCCUUUUUUGUUUUUGUAUACCUAAUUUUAUGGUGUGUCACUUUUGGUAGUAACUGUCUUAUGUAGCCCUCUCCGAAAUUGGAGAGAGAGCGUGUAGGGUAGCAUCCUUAAUUUUCUAUGGAGCUGAAUGUGUGUACUGAGCCAGUUAGGCCUUUAAUGAAUAUUUAUUUCCGAGCC
Molecule: messenger RNA, 1461 nt
Organism: Lathyrus oleraceus (garden pea)
Lineage: Eukaryota; Viridiplantae; Streptophyta; Magnoliopsida; Fabales; Fabaceae
Product: expansin-B3
Exons: 4
Coding region: 235-1029 (264 amino acids)
Biological process (GO): sexual reproduction
Cellular component (GO): extracellular region; plasmodesma
Source: RefSeq, a predicted model, not a curated record